Molecule: messenger RNA, 1254 nt
Organism: Saccoglossus kowalevskii
Lineage: Eukaryota; Metazoa; Hemichordata; Enteropneusta; Harrimaniidae
Biological process (GO): sodium ion transport
Cellular component (GO): membrane
Molecular function (GO): protein binding; sodium channel activity
Source: RefSeq, a predicted model, not a curated record
AUGGAAUCGCAUGUAUCAAGCCCUACUUAUUAUGCGACGGUAUUCGACAGUGCUCAAAUGAUGGUAGUGACGAAAAUGGAUGUGUAUAUGGUACAUGCGGCAAAAAUCAAUUCCGAUGUCAAAAUGGAAGUCCCAGAGGGCCGUGCAUUCCAAUACGCAAACAAUGUGACAAAGUUGCAGACUGUUACGAAGCAGAAGAUGAACAGAAUUGCGGCAAAAUGCAGAAUGCAAGAAUUUAAAUGUACCGAUGCUGGUAACUGUCUUGAGAAACACAAAGUUUGCGAUGGUCAUUCGGACUGUGGUGAUGGAUCGGAUGAAGAAAAUUGUCCAGAUGUCAAGCAUUGUAUUAAUGGUUUUCUGUGUGAUCGAAAUGUGACUUGUAUAGCAAAUAGUUUCAAGUGUGAUGGUAGUUAUGACUGUAAUGACAGAACCGACGAACUCAACUGCGACCUUGGUGCACUGGUACCAGGAUUUUGUACAAUUGAUCAGUUUCGAUGUAUGACAGGCCAAUGUAUCCCUGAGUAUUUCAGAUGCGAUGGUACAUUUGACUGUUUUGAUCAGUCAGACGAGGACCCAAAUAUGUGUGGAACUGGUAGCAAUACGAGGUGGAGAGACGAUGCUCGCUGUGGCCCAAACUAUCUUUUGCCCGAUGGCAGUCCCGCUGAGUGCGACCCUAAUUCCGAAUUCUAUUGCUGCUCCCCUUCUGAUUGGUGCGGUAAUAGUUUUGCUCACUGUGAAUGCAUCGGAUGUAUUGACUACCGUGUGGGGCCAAGUGGACCGUGCGGAGUUGGACUGUUCAUGUGUCCAUUGGAGGGAAGAUGUUUGUCAGAGUCACUAAAAUGCAACGAUGUGCCUGACUGUGCUGAUGGAUUCGAUGAACAGGAUUGCCCAUGCUAUGGAUUCAGAUGUAUCGGUAUGGACGGGGAAGAAAAGUGUUUCCUAACUGGCUGGGUAUGUGAUGGCAAUACUGAUUGCCUUGAUGGUAGUGAUGAAGCCGAUUGUAAUGAAGUUGAUUGUAACCAGGAAUUCAACGAAGACCACGGAAUCAUAUUCUCCCCAAAUUAUGGUCCUGGACUGCUAUAUCCUUUCAAUCGGGACUGCACCAUUACAGUGAACACGACGGGCGGAAGGAUUGAAUUCACUUUCUUAGAGAUGAAUUUAGAAGACAACGGUUGUGCUUACGAUUACAUACAGGCAAGAAAUGCCCACUUCAUGCGAUUAUCACUCUGUCGUGCAUGCAGUCUUCUGCUGUAG